This is a messenger RNA of Alosa sapidissima (American shad), 3918 nucleotides long. Its product is annotated as adhesion G protein-coupled receptor E5-like. The transcript has 22 exons. Gene Ontology annotation, biological process: adenylate cyclase-activating G protein-coupled receptor signaling pathway; cell surface receptor signaling pathway. The record is from RefSeq and is a predicted model, not a curated record. Bases 552 to 3440 code for a protein of 962 amino acids. Gene Ontology annotation, molecular function: calcium ion binding; G protein-coupled receptor activity. Gene Ontology annotation, cellular component: membrane. Lineage: Eukaryota; Metazoa; Chordata; Actinopteri; Clupeiformes; Clupeidae.
GCGGAGGAGGAAGGCGGUGGGGAGCGUCCGGGUAAGAGGAAGACACUGGAGUCAGAGAGAAAGCGAGGCGGGUAGGUUGGUCGCCAGUUAGCAAGCAGACGUGUGUACAGAUAUAUUUGGCGUCACAGAAAGAGAGAGAGAGAGAGAGAGAGUAGACUACCAGUCAGCAAAAUAACUAGAAUCGGCAGCAGCGCGAAAGGAGAAGGUUAGUUACAGGUUUUGUAAAAGGCGAGAGGACAAGGAAAGGAAAAUAUAUUAGAUAGGCCUACAUAUUUCUAUAACUUUGUUGUAGCAUAAAUACGUAACGGCAUGCUGUAGCAAGCGCUCAGAACCACACCACAGCAAGGACGAAGAAAACGGAGACUUAAAUAAAUAAAGGACACAAUCACGCACGGAGACCACACGGGAGAUCUGAUUUCGGACGUUAAGGAACGACGAUUGGAAGCAACCACCUCUACCGCGUCAUAUGCUUAUCGGAAUACGAAUGUGAGAUUGGAUUACCAUCUUAAUUUGCCACCGAAACAAUUUGAGGGACUUUCCUUCCCACUAAUAUGGAAACUCAAGUCAUUCUCUUGAUAUUAGGCCUCUAUCUGAGCAGCGGAGUGCAAUUGGAUGCACAAUGCCCCAAGGGAUGGACCCUCCAUAAUAGAAAAUGCUUAAAGUGCCCGGAUGGAUUUGUUCUUAAUGAAGGAAAGUGUUUAGAUAAGAGUUCCCAACCCAGGAACCCAAGACAGGGAUCAGGUAGAUGCAAUGAGGGAUAUGUCUAUACUGGUAGAGAAUGUGAAGACGAAAAUGAAUGUGUAAGUGUGGAUCCUAUCUGUGGACCGAAUGCUACCUGCUACAACACAAUAGGCAGCUACCACUGCACCUGUCAGACGGGAUUCAAAUCCUCAAAGGAGACAUUUACUGCUGAGGACUCAUUUUGCAAAGAUAUAAAUGAGUGCACGGAUAAAACACACACGUGUGAGCUCAGUCAGACCUGUUUCAACACACCUGGAUCCUUCAAGUGUGUGUGCCGUGAUGGUUACAGACAAGGACGUGGGGACUUGGCCUGUGAUGAUGUGGAUGAGUGUACGGAGAAAUCUUUUGAUUGUGGCUUAAAUGGCACCUGCCAAAACACGCCUGGCAGCUACACCUGCACCUGUCCUGAAGGGUUCAGGAACCAUAGCAACAACACCAAAGCCCCUUGUGAAGAUGUGGAUGAGUGUGUGGUGAGUCCUCCUGUUUGUGGCCAACACGGCACCUGCACAAACACACCCGGCAGCUACACCUGCACCUGUCCAGCAGGGUUCAGUAACCGUGGUAACAACAGCAGAGCCCCUUGUGAAGAUGUGGAUGAGUGUGUGGUGGGUCGUCCUGAUUGUGGCUCAAACGGCACCUGCACAAACACACCUGGUGGUUACUAUUGCACCUGUGCAGGAGGGUUCAGGAACCAUGGCAACGACCUCAGUGCCCCCUGUGAAGAUGUAAAUGAAUGUGAAGCAAAUCAUCCUGAUUGUGGUCCAAACGGCACCUGCACAAACACACUUGGCAACUACACCUGCAACUGCCCAAAUGGGUUCAGGAACCAUGGCAACAGCCUUAGUGGUCCCUGUGAAGACAUAAAUGAGUGUGAAACGUACCCAGACAUCUGUGGUUCUGAAUCGGAGGGCAACUGCACAAACACUCGUGGAAGCUACACCUGUGACUGUCGUCCUGGUCACAGUAACUAUGGCAACAGACAGGCCAAGUGCACAAAACUUUCCUGUGAUGGGUAUGAAGUCCCAAAUGAGCAGGCUGUUGGAGGUCUGGGGCGUCUCUGGGAGAAGAUGAGGAAGAACUGUGCUGGUCUAAGCAGCGGGGGAGGAGAGACAGCAGGUCAAGGACUCCUCGAGGACAUGCUCACUGGGACGGAUGAGUUCUUGUCCUCUGGCCAGGGUGUGGAUGACAGUAGCCAAGUGACAGGCCUGCUCACCAUGAUGGAGAAAGCCAUGAUGCUCAUCGGACCCCAGAUGAAACAGAACCACACCAAAAUGGAGUCACAGCAUAUAGAGGCGGAGCUUGCGGUGAAAAGAGGUAGAACUCCUCCCACUGGGCCGGUCAUGUUGAGCACAGAGAACGCCUCCUUCAACACCAGCUGGGAAAUGGCUGCAGGCAACGGCACUUAUCCAGGUUUCACUGUGGCUGCCCUGGUCAGCUACAAGAGCCUGGACUCCACCCCCGACUCCUCCUUUCAGGCCCUGAGGGAGAAGAUGGAGGAGGAGGAGAGGAGACAGAAGCAGCAUGAGAAGGAGGAGGAGCAGGAGGAGCAGAAGAAGGUGCUCACGGAGCUCCAGAUCAUCUCCAACGUAGUGACGGCCAGCGUCAGCAACCCAGACACACACAAACUGGACCAGAACGUCAACCUCACCUUCAAACACCCUCAGGAGAGGAAUGAGUCGGAGAGUUUGCGUUACGUGUGUGUGUUCUGGGACAGAGACUCCUGGUCACAGCACGGGUGUGUGUCGUCCUCCACCAGCACACACACCGUCUGCAGCUGCAACCAUCUCAGCAGCUUUGCUGUGCUCAUGGCCCUCUACGACAUCAAGCACACCUUUGAGCUGCAGCUGAUUACGUGGAUCGGUCUGGCCGUGUCUCUGGCGUGUCUGUUUGUGUGCAUCCUGACCUUUGGCCUCUGUCGCUCCAUCAAGGGCACGCGCACCACCAUCCACCUCCACCUGUCGCUCUGCCUCUUCCUCGCCGACCUCAUCUUCCUCUGCGGCAUCAGCCGAGCACAGAAGGCUGGCUGUAGUUUGGUGGCAGGGCUGCUGCACUACUUCUUCCUGGCUGCGUUCAGCUGGAUGCUGCUGGAGGGGGUGCAGCUCUACAGGAUGGUGGUGCUCGUCUUCCACACCAGCCUCCGCCCCGCCUACAUGAUGGCCGCCGGCUACGGAGCUCCGCUGGCCAUCGUCAUCAUCUCCGCCAUCGCCUACCCGCAAGGAUACGGCACCGACCAACACUGCUGGUUGUCUCUGCAACGUGGUUUCAUCUGGGCGUUCUUCGGCCCUGUGUGCAUCAUCAUCUUCCUCAAUGCCUUCUUCCUAAUCAUCACACUCUGGAAGUUGGCUGAGAAGCUCACCAGCCUCAACCCGGACCUCUCCAACCUGCAGAUGAUCAAGGGUUUCACAAUGACUGCGAUGGCUCAGCUGUGUGUCCUGGGAGGCAUGUGGAUAUUUGGCUGCUUCAUGUUCCAGAGUGUGGCCAUGGCCUACCUCUUCACCAUCCUCAACAGCCUACAGGGGGCGCUCAUCUUCCUUAUGCACUGCCUCAUGUCAAAACCUGUGAGAGAUGAGUAUGCCAAGUUCCUGAGUGGCAUCUUCACCCCAGAAAAGAGGAGAUACCCAGAGUACACCUCCAAUCCUUCCAGCAACAGCCAGCAGCCUUUGAAGUCCAACUCAAGUACGGGGCAGUCACAACUAUGAGACGACCUCGGACCUUCAGAAGAUCCACAAUGCUUUGCAAGCCCGGGACUCUUGCAUUCUGAAUAUUGGCUGGUCUCCUUUUUUAUGCCUCUUGUGUCCCCUCUCUCCCCAGCCAAUAGGGUGACAAUUCAAAUAUGGACUUCCUGUGUCCAAUCCAAUCAGAACAAGUUGUGGCAGCUGUCUUCUUUUGUGUUUUGUCUCCACCAAUGGGAGAACAUCUACAGUGUAUUUACUAUAUUUUUAUCAACCAAUAGAAGAAGCUUUCCUUCUGCCAUAGCCAAAGGCAGCUCAGGAGUUGGGAAUACGAAGCCAUUUUACAAGUAAGAGAAGGUGAAGAAAGGUUAGGAUUCAUGAUGUGUCGUAUCAUGCGGUCUGUUCCAUGUGCAGUAUUUCAGUAGAAGUUGAUUGGAAGUUUGCACUUUCUGACAUUCCUAAAGAAAGCUGGUCCGUUUUCUCUGAUGUUUGGACCUGAAGCCAA